Molecule: messenger RNA, 1152 nt
Organism: Acaulospora morrowiae
Lineage: Eukaryota; Fungi; Glomeromycota; Glomeromycetes; Diversisporales; Acaulosporaceae
Source: the annotation of a GenBank genome assembly
GAAGGUGAGGUUAUAAUCUCUAUACCUCUGAAUCUUAUACUCACGUACAAAAAGGUGAAUGAGACAUUAUCAAGGGAUUACGGGUUGAAAUCGUUAUCAAUUCCGAAGCUCACAUCACAUCAACUUUUGGCACUUUACCUGGUAUUGGAGUCGCGCAAAGGAAAAAGUAGUUCGAUCAAUCCUUAUGUUCAAAUGUUGCCGAAAGAUUUUGGCAGCAUGCCAAUUUGUUAUGAGGAUGAUUGGGUGAAGCUGGUUCCCGAUUACAUGAGAGUGAUAAUUGAAUCACAGAAAUCUAAAUUUGAAAAAGAUUUUGCGAACGUUUGUGAUUUUUCAGAGGCACAAGAUAAAAUAUGCCUGAGAGUAACUCGAGAAGAAUUCUUGUGGGGAUGGCUUUGCGUAAACACAAGGUGUAUAUACCUGGAAAAUUCAGUUUGUGAUAUCCGAGACAACAUUGCUAUUUCACCAAUGUUAGAUUUCUUGAAUCACAGCCUUGACGCAAAGAUAAAAGGAGGAUUUAACCAUUCAACUCAAAGUUACGAAAUCACCACAUUCACUCCUUACAAGAAGGGACAACAGGUUUUCAUAAACUACGGACCUCACGACAACUAUCUAACCUUGCUAGACUAUGGGUUCACUAUCUCUGGCAAUCCUUUUGCAUACGUGCUAAUUGAUAAUGAGUUUUUCGAGUAUAGAAUGCCUGGGGAAGAUGAGUGGAUUAAGAAAUUUAAGUUUGAAUUGUUGAUGGAAAAUGGAUUUUAUGGCGAUUACACUUUUCAUGUGUCACAAAUCUCUUUUCGUCUUCUGACUGCGCUGCGUCUAAGACUACUUCGAUUUGAUGAAGGUGAUAACGGUACGGAAAUUAGUAUUCGCGAAGGUCACAUAACACUUUCCCAAUAUUCCCAAUCCCUGAUAAAAAAAUGGAAGUCCACACUAACCGGGCAACAAGAAAUAAUAAGUAACGAGAAUGAGGUUGAGAUUUAUAAAUGGAUAAACGAUAUCUGCAUUGUGAAAUUAAAUGAGUGUAGGAGUAAAUUGGAAGAGAUGAAAUCACAAAGCUCAUUAGACAACAUAAAACUUCUUUGGAAUGAUUCUAUUAAUAUUUUGAAUUCUGUGAUCGAGUAUAUUAAAAAUUUAGAUCAGCAAGAUGUCUAA